AUGAUAAGAGGGCAAAUUAUGCUUAUUUCUUUUCUGUUUCAACAAACUAAGAACUGUAUGUGCUUGUUCUUUCAACAGGGGGUAGAGAACAAUAUUCUUUGCAAAUCUAAAAUUGGUUAUCAAAUGAAAUAUAUGAUAUGGUAUUUACAUAUGAUGGGAAAAUUGCUAUUUUUGGAGGUGACCGAUUGA
Messenger RNA from Stylonychia lemnae, 189 nucleotides. The record is from the annotation of a GenBank genome assembly. Lineage: Eukaryota; Ciliophora; Spirotrichea; Sporadotrichida; Oxytrichidae.